This is a messenger RNA of Trichomonas vaginalis G3, 2784 nucleotides long. RefSeq lists its product as uncharacterized. Lineage: Eukaryota; Parabasalia; Trichomonadida; Trichomonadidae. The coding region runs from base 1 to 2784 and encodes 927 amino acids. The record is from RefSeq and is a predicted model, not a curated record. The transcript has a single exon.
AUGAGUUCUCGUCGCACUUCCUCAGCAAAUUCGAGAUCCGAAUCAAGUAUUAACGGCAAAAGCGCAUCAAUGUUAAAAGAACAAAAUAUUCAAGUUUAUUUGAAUCACAGAACUCGCAGACCAGGUGGCUAUGAUUUGAAUUCCAGUAAAAUAAAUACAUCGACAUAUACAGUAAAGCGUCCAGAUAGUUCAUUUGUUUCAAAUAAGAUUUCCGUUAACUCAAAUUCUAGCAUAAAUUCCUCUGAUAUUUCAAGCCCUUCUUCCAAACCAACUAGUAUGCAUAAAUCUAUUUUGUUAAUGACGAAUAAUCAACCCAGACCAGUAAAUGUGCUUCAAACUUUAUAUAGCCCAACAAAACCAGAAGAAUCUAAAUAUCAAUGUGUUCCAACACCAUCACAAACAGUAAUUGUAAAGAGUCCAAAGAAAACAAUUUCAGAAAUUAAUUCAUCAAUCAACGAAUCCGAAUAUUUUUACUCUCCAACCAAGACUCAAUGCGAAAUACGAAAUAUGAUAAGCUCCAAGAGUGAAAUUCCGCAACCAGGAAAUUCUUUUGUUUCAUAUAUUACUCAAUCUAACAACAGAGUCACAAAAUCCAGAUCUAAACUUGCCAACGAAAGUAAUGUCAAAUCCACUCGGUCUCCUUCAAAAGCUCAUAAACCUUUUAGAAAAUCUAGUGCAACUUCAAAUACUCAUUCAAUUUCCGUUUACGCUGAUAGCAAGAAUACUCAGAAUUAUUCUGCAAUACCAUCCGGAUCACCUGUUCACAAUCAUCAUUUUGAUUUAAUGCAAAAUAGUUCAAUAGUCAGCGAAAAUUCUUCUGAUGUAUCACCAAUUCCAAAGAAGACACUAGACAAUAGAGGGCCAUCAUUUACAAACUCAAUUUUAACUCCAAAGAAUCCUCCUCCGAUUCGUGAGCAAAUUGUGAACGAAAAACUCAAAUCAAUGCUCGCAGAUGUAAUGGCUGAAGAAGAAGUAAGCGAAGACGAAAAAAUAACAGAAAAAGAAACAAAACCAAAAGAAAAUUUAACAAAAUCUCCAGAACUUACUCAAGCUGACCGCGAACGUAUUCCAUCACGAUUACCAAACCUCGGAGUAUCAUUGUCAUUAGAUAAUUUUGAUCCACCUGUUGAUUCUGAUGAGGUAUCUUUAUCAUCACUCCAAAACGAUGAAAAUUCAGAUUCUGGAACAUUUGAAUACUAUGAAGAGGAAGAAGAAGAUCCGAAAUCUUCAGAUCCUCAAAAGAUUCUUGAAGAUGGCUCUUUUUCUGAGUAUAAGAAAGCCAGUGAUAUAGAAGACAGCCACCAACAAGAUGGUCUCGAAGAGAAUUUAUCCGAAAUUGCAAAAGAAAAGGUCAGACCAUCAAAUGCUAACAUUGAAGGUCUUACAACAGAUGAAGAUGAGAAGGAAGAAGAUAGCGUUAGUCAAAUAAGCAAUUCUGAUAAUGUUGAGAUCUCAGAUAUUAAAAAUCCCGAACAAGAUAAAAAUGAUGAAAACAAAAGUAGCGAAGAACCAAAAGAAUUAAUUAAUUCAAGUGACAUAGCACACAAGAUCAUCGAUGAAAUACUUCAAGAUGAUGAUUCUUCAAAUGCAAAUCAGAAAUCACCAAAAAACUCAAAAGGUGAAGAAAAUCUUCCUCUCAUUGUAGCAACAGAAGUUAAGGAUAUGAAAGAAGACAAAUCCGAGAUUGUUCUUGAAGAAAAUUUCAAUGUUCAGGAACAAAAUCCAAAAGAAAAUGAAGAAGAAGACAGAUUCCAGUUCGAAGAAGAUAAUAUUGAAUCUCUGGAUCCAAAUGCUCUGAAAUUUGAAGAAGAAGAAAUGUAUUCAGAUGUAGAAUCUUCUUUAUGCAACCACAACCCUUCAAUUCUUGAUAUCAAUGAGUUAGAUGAUCCGAAUAUACAAGCUCCACGUAUGAUUGACGCUGACGAUUUAAUAAUUGAAGAAGAAUCUUUUCCAAGUGAAAAAGACGAGUUGAAUAAAUGCCAAGUUGUAGAUAUCCCAGUAUCUACCUCUCCAGAAUCUGCAGAAACAAGCGAGAUCCCACCUCCAGAUAGCAAAACUGAUGAACUUGACGAUAUUGGGAAAAUUGAUGAAAUCCUUGCAAGUUUAAUCGAAGAGGAAGAUUUGGAUGAGCUUUUUGCCCCAAAAGGACCAAGUAAAUUAACAUCUGAUAUUCUCGAUACUGAAGAUUCAAAAAAAGAUGAUAUCCUUAAAGACAACAAUCAAACACCAACAGUUAAUGAAGACCAAAAGCUCAAAUUGACAAUCCAGACGUCAAAUUUAAAUCAAAAUCCAAGUAAAAACGAAACAGAAGAAGAAAAUACCAAAGAUAAUGCAUCAGAUGCCAACAGCGAUGAUCUGUUUAAUUUAGCAGAUUCGAAUUCCGAUGAAGAUGUCGAUUCAAUAAAAAUUGAAUGUCCUUCACCAAAAGUAGAUGAAUUAUUGGACAAAGGAAGUGAUGAAGAAGAAGAGGAGGGCUCUCCAAAGCACAUUUUCAUAAGAAAAUCAAAAUAUUCAGUUAAUGACGACUCAGAUGACGAAGAAGAGGAGUGCUAUGACUUUAUUAACGAAGAUGAACUUAUUAUCGAAAAUGAUUACUUUGAAGAAGAAGAAGAAUCAGAUCUCAUAAUUCAUCCAACAGAAAGAGUCGACAAGGAUCUCACUAGUGAACAAAAAUCAAAAAUUGUUGAAGACUACGUUGGAAAAAUCAAUAAUUCUGCUUCAGUUGUUAAUGAAUUAAUAAAAGUUGCAGAUAAAUUGAUUCUCGAGCAGCUUAAUUCACUGUGA